Naegleria gruberi is the source of this 942-nucleotide messenger RNA. RefSeq lists its product as uncharacterized. The record is from RefSeq and is a predicted model, not a curated record. NCBI's taxonomy places the organism in Eukaryota, Heterolobosea, Eutetramitea, Acrasida, Naegleriidae. The transcript has a single exon. Bases 1 to 942 code for a protein of 313 amino acids.
AUGUCGUUAAAGCUGUGUGAUCUGUCUUCCGAUUUGCUGAAUGAAAUUUUGUUGUUGCUGGAUAAUUUGUUGGGCUACGAUAGGAAUAUCAUAAAUUUAUGCUUGGUUUGCAAAACUCUCUAUUCAGAGAUAUCUAAAAUUAAUAAUUUUUGGAAUGAUAAAAUUCAUAGAGCCUUCAUUCCUUCGUGUUUUGACACAAUUUCCAUCAAACAAUUGAAAGAUUUGGAAAAUGAAAACAAACUCAUGACAGCUUACUUUAAUUUGGAAUAUUUCUGUAUUAAUGAUUCCAAACUUCCAGUGGAAGAUCUUGUGAAAAUUGAAAACUUUGAAAAAAAACAAUUAUCAAUCUCAACAAUUGGAAAUGAUUGUGACAAGUUCUACACGGGAGCUGGAUUUGGGACUUGGUUUCAAGAUGGAUUUUAUAACCACGAGUACAUUUAUAGAAAAGGACGGUUUGAAUAUAGUGGAUUGGUCAAUUUUGCAGUCAACCAUAAAAUAUGUUGUAACUUUGACAGUGGUUAUCUCUACAUUGGUGACGAGUUUCCAAACAAUAUUUUUGAUGGUUUUAUUUGGUUGACAAGCUUGUGGGAAUUGACAGAUUGGACUGAAAUUGAAAGGAGGUGCUUGAUCAUUAAUGACUUUUAUGAAGGAAAGGUCAAGAUUGAUGAACCUGAAAAGCCAUUCUUUAUUUGCCUGGUUGCGAAACAUUUUGAUAGAGAAACAUUUGAAAAGAUUGUUUAUUUAUUGAAUGGAUAUAUUAAGAGGAGAGGAAUGACAGUUUCUCGACUCAUGUAUUGUAAUUUAUUAACGAUAGAGCCAAAAGCUGUCAUGCUCAGUUUACUAAGCAGAAUUUCCAAGAGUUUCUUUUCACAACUAUUGAACCAUCUCCACACAAAGUUUGUCCCUCUUGGCAGACAAAAGAAAAAGUGUUUCCUUAUGUAA